This is a messenger RNA of Aspergillus mulundensis, 4449 nucleotides long. Its product is annotated as kinetochore-microtubule binding complex subunit SPC105. The coding region runs from base 1 to 4449 and encodes 1482 amino acids. The record is from RefSeq and is a predicted model, not a curated record. Gene Ontology annotation, biological process: mitotic spindle assembly checkpoint signaling; protein localization to kinetochore; mitotic sister chromatid biorientation. The transcript has 5 exons. NCBI's taxonomy places the organism in Eukaryota, Fungi, Ascomycota, Eurotiomycetes, Eurotiales, Aspergillaceae.
AUGGACAUCGCCUCUCAACCACUAACUGGUCGCCAAACGGCACUGGGAAAGGAAAAGAAGUCUCGAAGCAAAAGUCUGGGACCUGGAGGUUUAGAUGCACUUCAAGCUUCAAACGGAAACCGACGAAAGUCUGCCGCCGUGUUUCCGCUAAAGUCGAUUCUCAAACCUACAGCCCCCGUAUCCCCAGUACGAAAUAUUCCGACAUUUGAAGAAACGCGCAGGAAAACACCAGCCCGUGGAGCGAAGGGUCAGGAAUCCAGCAGCGGCUCAGCGCAAGAAGGCCUUUUGAUCGAUCUCGACACGCCCGCCCAGAAAACCGCUGCUAACUCGGAAGACCAAACGAACCCAUUCGAUACGUUUGACGCUGAUACCAUUCGCAAUGAGAUGGCUGCUGCAAGGGAACAGGAGGAGAAAGAAAGGCGUGAAAGGGAAAGAAAAGCGGCUUUGGAACACAGAGAAGCUCGGCGCAAGUCGAUGGCCAACCGUCGUGUAUCUUUUGCGCCUGAGGCGACAUUGCAUACGUGGAAUGUGGUGGAAAUUCCCGACGACUCGACAUCCUCAUCUGCUUCCAAUUCUACUCGACGUGCAUCUGCGUUGUCUAACGCCCAGAACCAACCUGCGCAUACCCCGAAACAAGUCGAUCCUUCGAGCUCGCCCGAGAUCGAUGCCGAGUCGGAUAUUGCCUUCUCCCCAGUUCAGUACCCUGAUCUGGAGCGACUUAGAAAUCCGCCGCCUAGUGGAGGCUAUGAUGGAGUUGGCUCCUCUCAAGAUAUGUUCUCGAGUCCUUUUAGUGGGAGCGACAAUAGCGAGGAUACGGGACUGCAUUCCGCUUCUAGGGAUGACGACGAUGACGACGACAAUGAUGACGACGAUAGCUCUAUAGCCUCCGGCUUUGAGGGUGAAAGCACCGCGAUGAGCCUGGACGAUACUGCCCACUCCCGAGUGACCGCCCAAACAGAUGGAUCCGAAUCCACUUCAGGCACCCAUCGCUUGAAUGAAGCUUUACGACAGGCGGGAACUCGGGGCGUCGAUGACGAGGAUGAUGAGGAUGUAUCCAUGGAGAUUGCUGAUCAGGAGAUUACUGGCGCCUUUCAGCCUUGGAUAAAAAAGGGAGAAAGGCAGAGCUUCGAUUGGGAAGAUAUCAGCGCGCGGCACGACCAGGAAAAUGUUCAGCCCUCCAAACCUUCGAAUUUUGGUCUCUCGGAGGCGGGUAGCGAUAACGGUGACGAGGAUCUUAGCAUGGAAGUGACCAAUGCCAUUGGAGGCAUCAUCCCCAAUUCGCGUCAGAGUAUCGGCCGUCGCAGGUCAAUCGCGGAGGAAACGAACUACGAAGAGCAGACCAUGGAACUCACCAAUGUGGUGGGAGGUAUCGCGCAACCCGGUUCGCCAACGAAGUCAGUUGAUGCCAACAGCGAGAUGGACAAUGAUGAGGAGAUGACGAUGGAAUUCACGUCGGUUGUUGGAGGAGUUCUGAAUAAGAUCGCGCCUCAAAAUGUCGACGAGAACCAUAGCACACCAGCCCAAGACCGAGAUGAUUCCGAGUGGAACAACCCUGAUGGCGAAAUAGAAGACGGUGUUGAUAUGGAGAUAACGGGAGCGGUUGGUGGUAUACUCCCACCUGCCCCGGAGGAAGUCGGAUCCGACGACGAAGACCAAACCGCAGGCAUGGAUUUUACUGCGGCUAUGGGCAAGAUAUUGACGCCUGAACGCGCGAGCCCGGAUAAGGCAGAAUCGCAAACUGGCAGCUCUCCUUUCCAAGACACUGUCAAAGCGUCCCCAGCUAAAUCACCGCCAAAGUCGCCGGCAACCUUUCACGUCACCGCUGUCGCUUCUGAAAGUGGCAGCCCCAGUUUGGCUAGUGUCAGGUCAAGACCUACGAGACAGAGUUUGAGCCGUACAACCCCAUCGACGCCGACACCGGUGACCCCCGAAGAAUCGCUCUCUAAAGAAGCCUCGAACCUUCCCAUACAAUCGGCUCCAGUAGAACAACCCUCUACUCCAGUACCGUCAUCGCCCUCUAGAAGCGAUGGCAUUCGCAGCACAUCGCCGAAGAAACUAUUUCAGCCCGAGAUCCAGGCAUCAGACGGCCAACAGAAAUCUCCAGGUCGAAGAAGCCUCUUUGGCUCCAAUGCGACGGGAACGUCUACUCCUCUAUUUGUCCUUCGGCCUCCAGGAGCGAGACGCUCCUCAGGCCUUGGGAUCGACAGAGAAGGACUUGGAUCUCCAAAAGUUGCAGCGAUGCUUGACAAACGGCGCUCCAUUGGUGAGGAAGCUGGUGACUUUGUCCCACGACCACAAGGGGUGCGUUUUGAGGAUCCUAUCAAGCUUCAAGAGGAAGUUGAUCGGGAACGCGAGGAAGAGGAAAGCCGGGAAGACGGUCAUAUUCAGCCUCCAGACCCUACCGCGAAUCUGAGAGAUAUGAUCUCAAGCCUCACGCCGAAGAAGAAUAAGCUCCGCGGCCGCAAGAGUCUUCAUGUCGGCGCUGCACGAGGAAUUCUUGGCAAGCGCCCGGCGGAGCUAGACAUAGAUGACGAAGAUGAAGGGGAGAACACCCCGAAGCGGUUGCGGCGCCGCGAGGAUAUGAGUCCUGUGAAGAACGUCAGACUUCCUCCUCCUCCGAGCAAGGAAGAAACAGUUGGUCGUGCCCGAUCGCCGGUUCGCAAGUCCAUGGCAGCAUCUCCCUCAAAGCUUAGCACAACGCCGACUCAAGAACCAAGGGUAGCUGCUUUGGCGAACGCUGCGCAAGAUGAGUCAGUAACUGCCUCACCAGAGGUUGUCAUGUCCGCUGAAGGUGCUGGUGAUGAUAAUCCUGAGCCGGAAGUUGAACCAAUACAACUGCAAGAGUUCUUGAACAUGACCAAUAUUCACUUCAUGGAACUUACGACCACUAAGAGACGACACACAACAGCGCCUGAUAGCAUCAGCAAAAGGGCAGCUAGGCUAUCUCUUGAGGGUGAUGGCAAGUCCAGUGCUGCUAACUUUGAUGACUGUGUGGCUGCCGGCUUCUGUACUGUGCCAAUGUUGGAGUUGUACCAGCAUUCCUGCCGAGAGUUGAAAUCAUACAUCUCCGAAGGUCGUCAGAUAAUUCGAUCCAUAGAGACCGAAACCUAUGCCGACAAUCCGCCCCUGUUCCGGGAAUAUAUGACCGCUGCGCCUGACAUCCGUUUGCUGAUGGACAACCAGUUUCGGAACGUCAAAACCCACACCAGACUGCUGAGCAAAGCUACAUGGUACGAGUGGCGUAUGAAGCUCCUUGAGGGUUUGAAGGAGGGCUUGGAUCGACACAUGGAGGAGAUGAAGGGGGAUGAUAAUCUCUUGUCAAAACAUGAAACGAUCUUGAACGAGGCCAUGCCUGUCCUCUCCACGAAGCAUGCGACGCUAAAGGAAGAAGCUACACAGUUGCAGCAACUGGCAGAUGAACUCGAGAACUGUGACCAGGAUGAGCUCUGGAAUGCGCGGAACAAGCUUGUGGACUUGGAGGAGGAGAUCGAAGCCCAGAAGAAGCUGCUGGCAGAAUUGCAAACGCAAGUACAGGACAAUACAGAUACCAUAGAAACAGGCGCGGAGCUCAAGGCAGAAUUCACGGCUCAAAUCCAGGAGGCUGAAAGAGUCAAGGAAGAAUGCCGUGGAUGGAGCGCCAAGGAAAUCCGUGAACUGAAGGACUCCGUCCAUCGCAUUGAGCAGCAGACAGGGUGGUCUAUUAGUUCGGCAUCUUCCUCGGAAGCAGGCCCUAUGGUGACCAUGUCUUACCGACAUCAACUCCAAGUCAAGUUCCACCCCGGUUCAUUUUGCAUUGAGGGCGAGAACAGAGACUCUUCACCGCAAAAGGACAACACGCCGGUAGAGCUGGGCUAUCACCCCGAGAACGAGGGAAAAUCAAUCCAAACGCGUCCGCUCUCACCUAUCGUGCUACUCAUCCUGAAAUCCCUGCAAACCCACAUCGCCACGAUUAAUCAAUCAAAGGUCACCUCAAAACAGCUUCUACGCUUCGUCUCAACAGCCUGGGACCUCGCGACAAAAGCUGAAGAGGAAGCUCGUAUGCUUGGAUUUCACGGCGUCACCAACCUCCGACUCUCCGAGAUUGAAAGGCCCUCUCUUCGAGCGCGAUGCACUCUCCUCGGAACCGUCCCUCUUCCAACCGAGUCUAACUCGUCAUCAAAGUCCGAGAACAAGAGUAACGGGAAGAGUCGAAUUGACGUCGACUUUGCCGUGACAACGCGCAUUGUAGACACGAACGACGAGAAUGCACUCGGCGUCCUGGAUAUCCAGACCGAGGUCAUCGCUAGCAAAGUCUACGGCUUCGGGACGGAUAACACUACCGGACUCUCUGAGAAAGAGAUGCGCAGCAUCCUGAGCAAGGAGCUCAAGGCAUCGAACAAAACAGGCGUUAAGUUCGGGAGCGGAAUCUGGAGUAAGGCGGUCCAGACGCUUGAGGGGAAGGUGUUCUAG